This is a messenger RNA of Raphanus sativus (radish), 1473 nucleotides long. Its product is annotated as transcription factor MYB1. The transcript has 2 exons. The record is from RefSeq and is a predicted model, not a curated record. Bases 80 to 1279 code for a protein of 399 amino acids. Gene Ontology annotation, cellular component: nucleus. Gene Ontology annotation, biological process: regulation of DNA-templated transcription. Gene Ontology annotation, molecular function: RNA polymerase II cis-regulatory region sequence-specific DNA binding; DNA-binding transcription factor activity, RNA polymerase II-specific. Lineage: Eukaryota; Viridiplantae; Streptophyta; Magnoliopsida; Brassicales; Brassicaceae.
CUUCACGCGACACCAACGAGACACCAACGCUUUUGCAGUUAAGUCCGGUAGGUGAGACAGAGAGAGAGGGGGGAAACGUAUGGAGGGAGAGAUUUGGAGACGAUCGGAGAUGACGGAAGAGGCGGUGGCGGCGGGUGGAAGAAGAUAUGAUGAUUGUGGUGGUGCGGCGGCGGAGAGGUUCGUUGGAGAAGGGACGAGCGUAGGGAGGAGGACAAGAAAAAAGAGAAUCAAAGGGACGUGGUCUCGGGAGGAAGACGUGAUGCUGAGUGAGCUGGUUGAGAAGUUCGGACCGAGGAACUGGAGUUCGAUGGCUCGGAGUAUUCCUGGUCGGUCGGGGAAGUCUUGUCGUCUUCGGUGGUGUAAUCAGCUCGAUCCGUCUCUUAAACGCAACCCUUUCACUGAGGUAGAGGAUGAAGCUAUCAUCACAGCACAUGCCAUCCACGGAAACAAAUGGUCUGUCAUCGCUAAGCUCCUCCCAGGAAGAACAGAUAACGCUAUCAAGAACCACUGGAACGCCACUCUGAGACGCCGAUGCACGACGGACUUUGAAACCCUGAGAACAACAAACACACCGACUGGAAACUUAGUCCCGCAAGAUUCUAGAUUCGACAGAACGAUGAACACCACCACAACCAUCGCAUCAUCUGAAGAAACUUUAUCUUCAGGCGGUGGUGGUGGUGGUUUUGGUCAUGUAACCACUCCACUUGUGUCCUCAGACGGCAAAGAAGCCACAUCCAUGGAAAUAUCCGAAGAGCAAUGCGGAGACAAAGCAAACGAGGAAGACAUCUCUAGGCAAGAAUGUAAUAAUAAUGAUGAUCCUCCAACGCUUUUCCGCCCCGUAGCCAAACUCAGUUCUUUUAACCCUUACAAUCACAUGGGAGGAGGGUCUUCCUCUCCGCAUGCACUAAACCAAAACAAGUUCCAGUCAUGUAAACAAGACACAGCGAUGCUGAGAUUGCUUGAAGGAGCUUACAGCGAACGGUUCGUGCCUCAGAAAUGCGGAAGUGCGUGUUGCAGCAGCACUCCUCAGAAAAACUCAUUGUUGGGUCCAGAGUUUGUGGACUACUUAGACCCACCAACGUUCCCUAGUUAUGAGCUGGCUGCUAUAGCGACUGAUAUAAGCAGCCUCGCUUGGUUGAGAAGCGGUUUGGAGAGCAGCAGCGUGAGGGCUAUGGAGGAAGCAGCUGGUCGGUUAAGGCCUCAGGGCACAAGAGGACAUCGUGAUCAUUGUCUUGUAUCUGAACAAGGAAAGAGCAGAACCAAUGCCUUGUCGACAUAAAAAGAAAUGGCUGAAUAGAUAUUUUUCACAUUCAUCUUUUUUUUUGUCUUUGUGUUUUCAUCUCUUGAUCUCAGAGAGAUUAAGUUUUUACUUGUAAUCGAAGUUGUGAUGUAAUUUAGUAGAAAUAGUUUCUAUAGCUAUGAAAUUGAGUCUUUCAACUUCCAUGUGACUUGUAUUAUAGAGUCUGCGUUUAC